CUGACUUUUGAUCAGUACCUGGUGGCCUCGACCACUAAUUUUGGUUCGGCCAUGGACGACGGCUCCGGCUCAAUUCCGACCGAAGAUAGACCCGGUCUUCUGCCGCUCUUCGCCACGUCCCCGCCUCCUCCGGUAGAGGAGAUUCUGGAAGAGAAGCUGAGGCGGGUGCGCGAGGAGAACCGGCGGCUGGCCAGCAAGCUUGGCGCCAUACUCGCUGAUCACCCCCGCCUGCGUGCUCUAGCGACGUCGCCGCCAGCCUCCGUCGCAACGGGCAGCGGGUUCGCCUCAGCCGCCAAUGCAGCGAGAGAGGAACAGGCCGCCGGCGUGACGGCGGAGCCGCGGCCAAAGGUCAGGACGGUCCGCGUCCGCGCGGAGCCGUCGAACCCGGAUGCCAACCUCGCCGUGAAGGACGGGUACCAGUGGAGGAAGUACGGGCGGAAGGUGACCCGCGACAACCCGCACCCCAGAGCCUACUACCGCUGCGCAUUUGCAACAUCUUGUCCCGUAAAGAAGAAGGUGCAGAGAUGAGAGGAUAGGUCAAUGCUAGUGGCGACCUACGAGGGCGAGCACAACCACGGUCAAUCACCGGAGAGAGAAUUCAUCGGCAACGGGUCGACAGACCAGGCCGGGUCGCGGCCAUGCUCGAUUGGUAUCAACUCGUUAUGCCGAACGACCAUGCUUGAUCUGACGAACCAAGGGUCAGGAUCAAGCAUGGAAGGCAUAGCUAGAGGGGUUGUCACACCUGAGUUUCACAAGCUUUUGGUUGAGAAAAUGGUGGAUUCUCUUAAGAAUGACGCCGAGUUUAUGGGGGCACUCACGAGCGCCGUGGCGGAGAAAGUGGUGGAAAGAAUACUAGACCGGUUAUGAGUGUUCAAAUACAUGGUACAUUCCUGGUUCCCAAAUGUUGAUACCAAUUUUGAUGUUAUAUUUGGACCAGUAAACUACUUAAGGCAUACUAAUUUUACGCUUCAUUAUAAUUGUGGAAAUAAUACUUCCUCCGUACUAUAUUAAGUGCCGAAAUAUUACAUGUAUCUAGAUGUAUUUUCGUAUAUAAAUACGUCCAUUUUCAGACAAAUUUGAUUCACUUAAUAUGAGACGGAGGGAGUACAAUAAUUUUUUUAGUUUCUAUAAAACCCGAUGCCACAUCAUCAUAAUCUUCCUUUAGAGCAUCUUCAACAAGUCCCGUAAACAGGUCCCCUAUCCUAUUUUUAGGGGCCGAUGCUAAAAAAACGUCUUCAGCAGGGCCCCUA
This is a messenger RNA of Brachypodium distachyon (stiff brome), 1250 nucleotides long. Its product is annotated as WRKY transcription factor WRKY62-like. Gene Ontology annotation, molecular function: DNA-binding transcription factor activity; sequence-specific DNA binding. The record is from RefSeq and is a predicted model, not a curated record. NCBI's taxonomy places the organism in Eukaryota, Viridiplantae, Streptophyta, Magnoliopsida, Poales, Poaceae. Gene Ontology annotation, biological process: regulation of DNA-templated transcription.